This is a messenger RNA of Triplophysa rosa, 1003 nucleotides long. RefSeq names its product S100 calcium binding protein T (gene s100t). The record is from RefSeq and is a predicted model, not a curated record. The coding region runs from base 279 to 695 and encodes 138 amino acids. Gene Ontology annotation, molecular function: transition metal ion binding; calcium ion binding. The transcript is spliced from 3 exons. Lineage: Eukaryota; Metazoa; Chordata; Actinopteri; Cypriniformes; Nemacheilidae.
GCAAUUUAAUUAAACAAUGGAAAUGAAUUAAACAAAACUGAGUGUGUGGCUUGUUUCCAGAUUUCUCAGAUUACCAUCCAAAGCAGUGCGCUUUCCCUUUUUCAUCAUGAUACCGAGCCGCACACAUAAAAAUCACACUUACGCUACUUUUAUAACAUUGUUUUUGCAUGUUUUUUGUAUAACAUUUUAAAUGUGCUGGGGGUGGGAAAUGGAUAAGGAUGGAUGAAGGGAGGAGGAGUGUGAAGUAUGAUAGGAGGAGGGACAGGUAGGUAUAUAAGAUGCAGCCCAUUGCCUUCUCUCUUCACCAGCAUUUAUCUGUCCCCGAGGAACAGAACAGCAGCAACCAUCUAACAGCAAGAAUGGAUGCCAUGAAGUCAGAGAACGCCUCCACUCUGGAGAACGCCAUGCAGCUGAUGAUCCAGACAUUCCACAAGUACUCUGGGAAUGAAGGAGACAAAUACACUCUUAGUAGAGUUGAACUCAAGGAGAUGCUGACACAGGAGCUAGGCAACUACCUUGGGAACGCACAGGAUAAAGAUGCAGUAGAGAAAGUUAUGGGUGACCUGGAUUCAAACAAUGAUGGCGAGGUGGACUUCACAGAGUUCAUCAUCCUUGUGGGUGCCCUCACUGUCGCCUGCAAUGAUUUCUUCCUCGAGUACCACGGCAAAGAUGAAAAGAACGCUCAAAAAGAGUAGAGCUAUAUGUCCCUGAACAAAAUAAGCCAAUAUAUGAGCAGUGAGGGAUGAUGUGGGAAUAUACAGUAUGUGUUGCCUUGCUUGCCGCUGACGUUCUUUACGUCAUCUUUACUAAGAACGAAUCUUUGGGUACACAAAAUGUUCAACCGGGUACAUCACCCCUGAAACAUUCUGCAUUCAUGAAAGCAUAUGAAACGAGAUUUAAUUCUAUGACUUUGUUGAAUAUGUGAAUAAUGUUUCUGUCCUUUGUUUUUUUUAAAUGUUGGAGUAAAGUAAGCUUUCCAUAUUACAAUAAACAGCAGAAUAGA